Phacochoerus africanus (Common warthog) is the source of this 1367-nucleotide messenger RNA. It is a transcript of the gene ERGIC3, whose product is annotated as ERGIC and golgi 3. Lineage: Eukaryota; Metazoa; Chordata; Mammalia; Artiodactyla; Suidae. The record is from RefSeq and is a predicted model, not a curated record. Gene Ontology annotation, biological process: retrograde vesicle-mediated transport, Golgi to endoplasmic reticulum; endoplasmic reticulum to Golgi vesicle-mediated transport. The transcript is spliced from 13 exons. Gene Ontology annotation, cellular component: endoplasmic reticulum; Golgi membrane; endoplasmic reticulum membrane. The coding region runs from base 71 to 1222 and encodes 383 amino acids.
UCAAGCGCUCGGCCGGAAGCGGGAGGCCGCGGGGGCGGGUCCGCUGGCGUCCCCUUUCCGGCUGGUCCCCAUGGAGGCGUUGGGGAAGCUGAAGCAGUUCGAUGCCUACCCCAAGACUCUAGAGGACUUCCGGGUCAAGACCUGCGGGGGCGCCACGGUGACCAUUGUCAGUGGCCUUCUCAUGCUGCUACUCUUCCUGUCUGAAUUGCAGUAUUACCUCACCACUGAGGUACAUCCUGAACUCUACGUGGACAAGUCCCGGGGAGAUAAACUGAAGAUCAACAUCGAUGUGCUUUUCCCGCACAUGCCUUGUGCCUAUCUGAGCAUCGAUGCCAUGGAUGUAGCUGGGGAACAGCAGCUGGAUGUAGAACACAACCUGUUCAAGCAGCGGCUAGAUAAGGAUGGCAUCCCCGUGAGCUCAGAGGCGGAGCGUCAUGAGCUCGGGAAAGUCGAGAUAAAGGUGUUUGACCCUGACUCCCUGGACCCCAAUCGCUGUGAGAGCUGCUAUGGCGCUGAGACGGAAGACAUCAAGUGCUGUAACUCCUGCGAGGAUGUGCGGGAGGCAUAUCGGCGUCGAGGCUGGGCCUUCAAGAACCCAGACACUAUUGAGCAGUGCCGGCGGGAGGGCUUCAGCCAGAAGAUGCAGGAGCAGAAGAAUGAAGGCUGCCAGGUGUACGGCUUCUUGGAAGUCAACAAGGUGGCUGGGAACUUCCACUUCGCCCCCGGGAAGAGCUUCCAGCAGUCCCAUGUGCAUGUCCAUGACCUCCAGAGCUUCGGCCUUGACAAUAUCAACAUGACCCACUACAUCCAGCACCUGUCAUUCGGAGAGGACUACCCGGGCAUUGUGAACCCCCUGGACCGCACCAACGUCACCGCACCCCAAGCCUCCAUGAUGUUCCAGUACUUCGUGAAGGUCGUGCCCACGGUGUACAUGAAGGUGGAUGGCGAGGUGCUGAGGACAAAUCAGUUCUCUGUGACCAGACAUGAGAAGGUCGCCAGCGGGCUGAUGGGUGAUCAGGGGCUUCCUGGAGUCUUCGUGCUGUACGAGCUCUCGCCCAUGAUGGUGAAGCUGACAGAGAAGCACAGGUCCUUCACACACUUUCUGACGGGCGUGUGCGCCAUCAUCGGGGGAAUGUUCACAGUGGCCGGACUCAUCGACUCUCUCAUCUACCACUCGGCUCGAGCCAUCCAGAAGAAAAUUGAUCUUGGAAAGACGACAUAGUUGUCCCCUCCCCACUCUGUUCCCUCCUCCUCCUGUUUCUUUUUGGCCUUGUGGUCAUUUUCCCAGCCUCUUGUCCUUCCCUCCAAACCCCUAUUCAGAGGUCGGUCACAGCCCCAGGUUGGUAAAUGUAUUGACUGUGAUAGUA